CCCCAGCCCCCAAGACCCUGGCGCCCCAGCCGCAAGGGCUGCGCCCCCGGGAGUCGCGAUGUGCGUCGUCUCAGAGCCUGUGGGCCUCCCUGCCCUCAAUGCCCUCCGUGUCCUCCGCACAGGCCUCCGCCUCUUUCAGAAUGACGCUGGAUGUGGGGCCGGAGGAUGAGCUGCCCGACUGGGCCGCGGCCAAGGAGUUUUACCAGAAGUAUGACCCUAAGGACGUGAUUGGCAGAGGCGUGAGCUCUGUGGUUCGUCGAUGUGUUCAUCGCGCCACCGGCAACGAGUUCGCCGUGAAGAUCAUGGAGGUGACAGCAGAGCGGCUGAGUCCUGAGCAGCUGGAGGAGGUGCGGGAAGCCACACGGCGAGAGACACACAUCCUUCGCCAGGUCGCCGGCCACCCCCACAUCAUCACACUCAUCGAUUCCUAUGAGUCUUCUAGCUUCAUGUUCCUGGUGUUUGACCUGAUGCGCAAGGGAGAGCUAUUUGACUACCUCACCGAGAAGGUGGCCCUCUCAGAAAAGGAAACCAGGGUCAUCAUGAGGUCUCUGCUGGAAGCAGUGAGCUUUCUCCAUGCCAACAACAUCGUGCAUCGAGACCUGAAGCCCGAGAACAUCCUCCUGGAUGACAACAUGCAGAUCCGACUCUCGGACUUUGGCUUCUCCUGCCACUUGGAACCUGGUGAGAAGCUUCGAGAACUGUGUGGGACCCCAGGGUACCUAGCACCAGAGAUUCUCAAAUGCUCCAUGGAUGAAACCCACCCAGGUUAUGGCAAGGAAGUCGACCUCUGGGCCUGUGGGGUGAUCCUGUUCACACUCCUGGCGGGCUCCCCACCAUUCUGGCAUCGGCGCCAGAUCCUGAUGCUGCGCAUGAUCAUGGAGGGCCGGUACCAGUUCAGUUCUCCCGAGUGGGAUGAUCGGUCCAGCACCGUUAAAGACCUGAUCUCAAGGCUGCUAAAGGUAGACCCUGAAGAGCGCCUGACAGCAGAGCAGGCCCUGCAGCACCCCUUCUUUGAGCGCUGCCAAGGCAGCCAGCCUUGGAACCUCACACCCCGCCAACGGUUCCGGGUGGCUGUGUGGACCGUGUUGGCUGCUGGGCGAGUGGCACUAAGCAUGCAGCGCCUCCGGCCACUGACCAAGAGCGCCCUGCUGAGGGACCCCUACGCCCUGCGGCCGGUGCGGCGCCUCAUUGACAACUGUGCCUUUCGGCUCUACGGGCACUGGGUGAAGAAGGGCGAGCAGCAGAACCGAGCAGCCCUCUUCCAGCACCGGCCCCUGUCUCCGUUUCCUGUUGUGGGCCCUGAAGAGGAAGGGGACUCAGCUGCUGUCAAUGAGGAUGAGGCAGCCCUGGGGCUGGGCUAAGUCCUUGGGCCCCGGGUGAACCCGGGAAGCAGGACUCUGGAGGAAGGAGAUUUUCUUUUUUCAUUCCAGCCCUCAGGGCUUGGGCCUCAGGCCCCCUGCCAAUCAUGCCACUAUCAGAGCCUCCUGCCCUGCACACCUGCCUCGCCAGCCAGGGCUGGGGGAGCAGGGCUGGGGCGGGAAGGAGCCAAUGCAGACACCGCGCCUGUGCAUGAAAUAAAAUCAUCUUGCUGGGGAGAGCAGGCA
Ochotona curzoniae (black-lipped pika) is the source of this 1604-nucleotide messenger RNA. RefSeq names its product phosphorylase kinase catalytic subunit gamma 2 (gene PHKG2). Bases 99 to 1361 code for a protein of 420 amino acids. Gene Ontology annotation, molecular function: phosphorylase kinase activity; ATP binding; calmodulin binding. The record is from RefSeq and is a predicted model, not a curated record. Lineage: Eukaryota; Metazoa; Chordata; Mammalia; Lagomorpha; Ochotonidae. The transcript has 9 exons. Gene Ontology annotation, cellular component: phosphorylase kinase complex. Gene Ontology annotation, biological process: glycogen biosynthetic process; protein phosphorylation.